Messenger RNA from Amoebophrya sp. A120, 5990 nucleotides. NCBI's taxonomy places the organism in Eukaryota, Dinophyceae, Syndiniales, Amoebophryaceae. The record is from the annotation of a GenBank genome assembly.
CUUCUUGCAUCAUCGGCGGCGGGAACAGCAACUGCAGCAGUGGAUGAACUUCAAGAGCAGCAGCGCGCGGUCCUGUGCGUGGAUAGUUCAGCGAUUCUACAAAAACCGGUGGAAGAACUCCGGUGUUUGGAAGGCUUCCGGUCCUGGCACGACAUGAAACUGGCGCCGCAGUUGCGCUGUCGACAAAAAUUUUGGGCGGAGAAGGAGGCAAUCGAGUUGCGGAAAUUCAUGCUCAAGCAAGAUUUCUUGGACAAACACGAGGCAAAGAAUAAGAACACGGCAGAAAACGCAACAAUACAGCAGGCGGAGAAGAUCGUCGAGAAGUACAACCUGGUGGGCACGCAGAGCGGCAGUUUAGACCGGGGUUCCGGGAUCGGGUCGGAGCUCCCGGACAAACGGAAGGUGGAAGUGAAAACGAUGGAGAAGUAUCUGAUCGGGCACAACGACGUCGAUAACUCGAUUGGCAGUUUCAUGGUGCCGUUCCUGCACGAACAGAGUCGUGGUCAGGAUGAAAUAGUAGAUUUUGAGAAUGGGGAAGAGAACCCCAACGGACAAGAACAACGGGAGUACACAAAAUUUUUCACCUCCUUCGCGCCCUUUUCGUUGGAUCACCCGCUAGUGGUGCCUUUGAACAAGCCGAAAAAAUUGAACGAGAAAUUCACCGAGGUAAUCACAACCACCGCGGAGAGGUUGCUGCACCAGAUGCAGGAGGAUAUCUACCACAUGCUUCCGGCAACGAGAAACACGCACGAGCGGCAGAACGCAUAUCCCACAGGAAAAAGCUGGCAGUGCAUAUUGGUAAUGCCAAAACGCAUAGGGAAUCGCAAAAAAAAACCGUAGUGCGGAUCCUAAAUAGCAUGCUCAGGCGGGCUCGCGAGUGGCAUACUUUUCUGUGUAUUUGUUUUUGCAUGACAUGCCUUGCCUGCUUUUUUUCUGUGGGAUAACGCUCGCAAGGUGUUGACAGAGGUGGAACUUUUAGAGUUGGAAAACCGGGGGAUUGCGUUGGGUUUGGAAAGGACAAACAGCUCCGUGCUGCACAGCAUCACCACCUUUGAGGAUUUGUCAUUAUUACUCAACGACCCGACUUUAGUCGAAACCGAGUCGCAGGAGCAGGCGGCCGAAAUCUUUGAGAAGAUCAACAGCCCGUCGUCCCCGGGCGAAACACGCGGGAAAAUUUUGGAGGAAGAGGACGAGGAGGCAGCACGGUUAAGCGAGGGUGCGGCUGGUGGCGUUAUAAAAAAUCAGGCGAAACAAGAAGUAGAACCAGGAUUGCAGCUAGACUCGACGUCCUCUUCGAACCCAAGAACGCAGCAGCAGCCGCACCACCUGCAGCGCAAACUGAACAUUUGUUACACGCCAGUCGGCGCGUCUUCGAAAAGUGUCGAGCCCUUCCUCGUGCCCGAGCGGGUGGCAAAGGAACAGUUUCUGCGGGAGCAAGGGGAGGAGAUAGAGGAGCGCGCGGCGUUUAACAGCACGGGGUGUUGGCUGCUUUUGUUGCUUCUCGGCUGCUUCUGCUGCGGCUUGUUUGGUCUCGUGGCGUGGGGCGAGCGGGGCGCGGAGUAUUAUUUGGACGGCCACGAAGGUGAUCUCGAGGCUGGCAACAAACCGCUCACCGAGAAUAUCAUUUGUAAAAACGUCCCCACCCCAGGGUUGUCAUGCAAAUCUGCAUGCUGAAAAUGUUUCUCAUGCGGAGACCCAUGAGAAACAGUGUCUAGUCGUGUUGUGGGAUUUGUGAUGCUAGAAUCAGCAUGAUAUGCUAAAUCUGUGAUGCUGCUGAACAAGCUAAACAGGAUUACACUGCGGGGUCAAACUUGUCAUGCGCAACAGCAAAAGCUGACAGAUUUGUCUAGCAGAUUUCCCAGCUUGACUCUUGUGUGGGGACGUUUUUACUCAGGAUAGAGAAGCAAAAGCGGGGCAUGCGGAAUUACAACGUGGCCACGGAUAGUCGGACCGCCAGCCAGGUUGGGCGGGAGGACGCGUACGGCAGGUGGGGAUCGCGCGGCACGUUUCCCGCCUGGGGGUCAAUGUCGGACGCGAUGUACCGGAUUUUUGGCCAGAAGGACAGCGAUCAUGAGGUGGAACAAGCAGUGACCACGACCCCGCCAUUGCUGUCCCCGGCGGACGACGACCAAAGUGCGCACAGUAGGAGUAAACAAGCGAGCUCUGCUAGUCCUCGCGACGACCAGAGCAGUCUCGAAGAUUCUACUUACCCGCUCUCCGAUUUUCCGGCGCCGGUCAGCGCAGACGUGAUCCGGGAUCGCCACGGAGUGAGUGAAAGUUACGAGCAGCUCGGCGUUCUCCAGAACUUCGAAAAGUACCCGAAGCGGGCCGGCUAUGGAUGUGUCAGGAUCGAAAUCGACAAAGUCGAAAGAUUUGUGAUGCAUAAAAUGUAGGGCACUGAAGUGCUGUAUUGGGGAGCAGGCAAAUGAGACCGAUUGUGAGCCUUUUUAGGGGUAUACAAUGUGCUGCCAGAGUAGCAUGACAGGGGCAGUCUUCUUUGCCCAAACAGCAUGACAGACUGGAUUUGGGUGCUCCCGAGACUUGUCAUGCGCCACUUGGAGACUGGGGCUCCAACUGACAUCGAUUCUGUGCAUCACAAAUUUUUCGACUCUGUCAAUUUCGAUUCUGAAACUUCCAUACCGGCCCGCUGCGUGGGAAGGUGAUCCGGGACCGCGAUGGGGUGCAAGAGCACUACGAGCGGGUCGGCGUUUUGCAGAAUUUCGAGAAAUAUCAAAUGUAAAAAUGUCUGGGUCUGGAAAAGUGUACGCCUGUCAUGCAGAUUUUCCAUGACCCAUGAGGUCUGGAAUGCGGGACUUAGCAUGACAGACUCUGCGAGGUCUCUGCCAUGCCUGUCCUGCGUGAGAAACUCCCCUCCAACCUUGUCAAAAGUGUACAGCUUUUGGCACUCAUGCAACACAGAUUUUCGCAUGCUUCAGAUUUACCAUGACAAGUUGGAAUCUUCCAGACCCAGACGUAUUUGCAAUUGAUAAGAAAGCACCGACGCGGCUGGUCGGCAAGAGGACGCGGGACCGCAUCGAGGAGAAGAAGCGGAGCAUCGGCGAAAAACCGGUGGAAACUGCGGGGGUGCUGCAGAACUUCAUCAGAGCAGGGAUGCGGAAAGUUUCCGAGACGGUCGCGGGCAUUUUUGAGGAGGAAACUAAGCCAGAAGAAGUAGGGGCGCGUAGAAGUACAGCAACAAGAACCCAAGGAGAAGUAGAAGUGACCUCCGACCCGGACGGGAGAGCGUCGAUGCUGCAAAACUUCCAGAAAGCCACCGUGGGGCACCAUCAUGAUAGUACUACACCCAGGGCGGGAAAGAAACGAGCGCAGAGCAAAGAAUCUGCGAGAGGACUCGGACGAACAAAAGCGGCGCCCUCGAAAGGAAAAGCGUCCUCAUCUUCCAAAGUAGCCGCGGAGCAGAAAAAGGAAGAGAAACGGGAAAUAAGAGCAAGUGCCGCCGGGGCGCUGCAAGUGGAGGAAGUUCUUGCCGUUCGAAAUUCCAACGGGGGCGGGAAAACAGCCCUCGGAGCUGCAGAACUUGGCAUUGGCCUCGCGGCGAAGUACGGAGCAGCAGGGGUCGUGGGGGAUAGAGGGAACACGGAUGUUGAGCAGCCAGCACCAACGGGUGGAGUGCUUUCGACCUCACCGUCGGAAGUGGAAAAUAAUUUUCCUGGAGCGACAACUACGUCCGAAGAAACAUUAACCGACAAUAGUGCAGCAGGUGGUGCUUCAGCCAAAAAUUAUGCUGACCAAGAUCUAUCCCUCCUCCCUCCGAGGAGAGAACGGGUCAUCAAAGCUGUUUCGCCGAUAGGGCUGAUCCAAGAGAAUUUUGGCGCUACGAAAACCAAAGCGAAGGCGCAGGUAAAAGCCGUGAGGGCGAAGGCAAAAGCGGCUCUCUCCCCCCGCGCGGCCAAGCUGAAAGAGCAAGCGGGGGAACUGAAGCAGCAAAUCGCGAACAAAGUCAGCAAAAACGGAAUAGGGAUGAAGUACAACAGGGGAGCUGCUGCACCAAAGGGGGUUGAGCCGGGGCUUGUGAGCUCUUACCCCGUGAUGUUGCCGCAGAAUUUCGAGCAAGAGGAUGUCUUCAAGAAGCAGACUAUGAAGAAGCAAAACUCCGCUACCAUUGUCCCCGACCCGAUGUCCAUCGUCGAUUUAAACAGCCUGAGUCCGCUGGAAAGAGCGGGCUCAACGGACGGUAUGAUGUAUAAUCUCCCCGCCGGAGCAGCAGCUGGGAGCAGCAGUGUCUCUAACUACCCAACCGAUCCGCAGUCCUCCUCCCCGGUGUUGCAGGCCCGCGGCCCCGUGGACCCGCACUCUUUCGAAGGUGUUGCCGCGAUGAGCAAGGAUGGUGUUGAAAAGUCAGACCUACACGUCAGUGCCUACCCGAGCAGAAUGGGUGGCGUUUUUGGGUCCGCUGCGUCGGAGGUAGGAGCCACAACUCGUCCCGGCGGGGAGGAGAAGAUGCCCCUAACCACCAGUAAAGAACAUGAUAGUGGUUCGAUUCAGUCCUCCGGGGAGGGUCCGUCGCUCCAUGCGGAGCUGAUGACGGUGCACCAAUCGAUCGGAGUCGACCACGCCAAGGUACGAAGCGAGGUGACCAGUAAGGACCAGGUGUUCGCCUUUGGCAGUACCGCUCUGGACACGCACGCGGAUGGCAAAGUGCAAGUCUACAAAGUAGGCUUCGAGUUGGGCGGAAAGACAGCAGGAGCGCAAGAAAAGGCUGGUUCCAAAAAUCAGCAUCGCAUACCGACCCGCGACCGGCUAUUGGACAUCGAUAGCGAAAAUUACAUUGCGGAAACAGUCGUGAAUGCGGACGAGUUGAUGAAUCCGACUGGCGACAUAAUUUUUCCGGCAGAUAAUGACCAAAUUUCCAAAGUUAAUACCAGUUCUCUGUCCAAUUCCGCCGACGUUGCGGAUGAGGGAGACGACGAAGACGAGGACGCAUAUAUUUACGCCCCCUCUGAUUCGUCACAACCCACAGAAAAGAAGCCGAGGGAACCCACGAAGAAACAGAUUCGGGCGCAGCAGCGCAAGCAAAGACUGAUCGACUUGAAGGGCGACGACUUUUCGACGGUGCGAAAAAACAUGAAAACGAAGUCGCGGAUCGUCGAGACGUUUGGAACUUCAACGGCGGGAGAUGCUACUGCAGUUAUGCAUCGCAAAAGCGAAAGGAAAAGCAUCGUAGCUAGUGGGAAUAGCACUUCUACAUUUUUUUGAAAGUAGAAAAUUUUGAAAGUUGUCAUGCAGCUGAUGAUACGAACGCAGAUCUAUUUUGCAGAGUCGCAAGUAUUUGUACAGCGAGUGCGAUGCUUUUGCGCAUGAUAAUGCCGGCAGGCGCGGCAAGUAGUGACGCAGGCGCUGUGUCCGCAGCUAGUUCCGCCCCUGGAGCAGGUGCAGAGGGGGUGACGACGAUGCCCUCCGUGUUGGCAAAGUCAGCCAGUGGGAAGCAAAUCCCGCCGGCGAGCGGCCAGGCGGGAGGCAGCAUUGGCGCGAGAAUUCUGAAAACCGCGGAAGACAGCCCGCAGGACAAUUUCAGCACGCCGCCGAAUACAGCAAGAAGCUGAGGAAGAUUUUUACAAUUGUACGAUACGUUUCCAACCUUCAAACAGAUCAAACACUAUACGAAAAUGAUCGAGCACAUAGCUGCACUAGCUACAAUUUCAAACGUUAACAUUUCAAAUGAGUAAUAAAUAUGACACGUUGCUAUUCAUUACCUUCGGCAUUUUUAGUUUUUUCUUCCAAUUAUCAAGAUCAAGUUUUACGGUAUAACGGCAAGCGAUAGAUCUCUACAGUUGUUGCGGGGAUCGAAAGAUAGUUAUCAUGUAGGCUGCGUGGAUAAGCGAAACCCGUACUGUUUUACAGCGUCGAGCGGAUCUAGGUGUUGCUUCAUCUGCACACAAGAAACUUUACUGUACAAUAAGGCUGUUGGCUCAGUUGCAAUCCCGGAAGCAGUAUCAGAUAUAGAUUAGCUAUGUAGCAUCUUUUGAUUA